CUUGCUAUCGCUCGCAUCACCCGUGUUCGACACCAUGUUCACAUUGCCUCAACCGUCUCUGUCGUCGUCGUCGCCUGAUUCGAAAGAUGGCUUGCCGGUGGUGGAAUUAACAGAAACGAAGCCAGCUUUGCAGAGGCUGCUUGGGAUGUACCUCCCCGACUAUCUGGAGAAGGACGGGAAGAUAGCCAGUGUAGACGACUGGAAAGAGGUUUUCGACGCAGCCAACAAGUACGAGAUGAAGGCUGCGGUGAAAUGCCUCUCGUGGAGCUUAGACUCUCUCGCUGAAGCAGAGCCCAUGCGGGUCUUCAUCGUCGCCACCCAACAUGGACUGAACGACGCCGCUCAGAAAGCAGCCUUCAAUACCCUCAAAGUGCCAUUUGGCGCUUGGGGUGUGUUACCAGAGUUGGAAUAUGUAACAGGAGGCGACCUACAGAGGUUAUUCCAAUACCACAACGCAUGCGGAAAGCUUGCCAGUUCUACCCUGAAAAAUUGGUACAAAGUCGAUAAGGCAUACUGUUGGUAUAGCUGCAGCAACAGAAACACAUCGUGUGGGACAGCAUGGAACGGGUCUUUCAGUGUCACAGAUUGGUGGGAGACAUUCGAAAAAGACCUUACGGUUGUCCUUGAGAAAAAUCCUCGAGGAGCGGCAGUGGAGGAAGGUAAUAUCGCUUCCCAGGCACUGGUUACAGCGAGCAAGUGCGACACU
Messenger RNA from Serpula lacrymans var. lacrymans S7.9, 706 nucleotides. RefSeq lists its product as uncharacterized. The annotation marks the transcript as partial. NCBI's taxonomy places the organism in Eukaryota, Fungi, Basidiomycota, Agaricomycetes, Boletales, Serpulaceae. The record is from RefSeq and is a predicted model, not a curated record. The transcript has a single exon.